Messenger RNA from Scedosporium apiospermum, 3096 nucleotides. RefSeq names its product putative replication factor C protein. Gene Ontology annotation, molecular function: DNA binding; ATP binding; DNA clamp loader activity. Gene Ontology annotation, biological process: DNA repair; DNA replication. Bases 1 to 3096 code for a protein of 1031 amino acids. Lineage: Eukaryota; Fungi; Ascomycota; Sordariomycetes; Microascales; Microascaceae. The record is from RefSeq and is a predicted model, not a curated record. Gene Ontology annotation, cellular component: nucleus; DNA replication factor C complex. The transcript has 5 exons.
AUGUCUGACAUCAGAAAUUUCUUUGGCCCCAAGGGCGGCGCACCACCUACGCGACCAGUCAAGAAGGCACCUGUCCAGGACACCAAGACCAAGCGAGCCAAAGGCCGCAGGAUAAUAGACGAUAGUGAUGAUGAGGUUGCCGAAGUGACGAAACCAGCCCUCAAACCCGCUCCGAAAGCCAAACCCAAGGCCAAUGAGGUCAAGGGCGUCGAGACGACGGCGAGCGCCUACUUCUCCUCUAACAAAUCCAAACCCUCCAAGCCUGACGCACCCGCCAAGAGUCCUAUCAAGGCCGAAGUCCCCGUCCGUUCGAGCCCACGGACGAAGAAGGUAGCCGAUCCUCCUGCUACUAAACCCGUAAAGAGCACCCACCCCGCGCCAAAAAAGAAGACGACUACAUCGUAUCGAGACUAUGCGGAUGACGACGACGAUGCGUACAUGGAAGAUGCAGACGAGGAUGGUGAUGACAUCUUUGCAGCCGAUAUCAAGGGCAGGAGCAAGAGACGGAACGAUGACUACGUAGAGGAUGAGAGUGAAGAUGAAGUGCUUCCCAAGGCCAAGCGAGUGCACACUCAGGGGAAGGCUCCAGCACACGCAAAGUCUACUCCAGUCAAGAAGAGGAAGUCUCCUGAGCCGGAAUCGGAAGAGUCUGAAGAAGAAGCGCCCCGAAAGAAGAAGCCUGCUACAUCACGGCCACGCGCUCCGAAGGCGGCGAAGGUCUCCCACGACGACGAAGACCCCGAAAUCAAGAACAUUCUUGACACCAUUCCCACCGUGCGUCCGCCCACGCCACCGCCAACUUCCGGUGCAAAGUUCAACUGGAGAGCUGCCAAGGGCGGAGGUCACACUCAAGCUCCCAACCCAACCAAUGCCGAGUUACCGGAAGGUGAGGAAGGUUGUUUGGCGGGCCUCACAUUUGUCUUUACCGGAGUUCUACAAACAGUCGAUCGGGAAGUAGCCCAAGCCCUCGUCAAGAAGUAUGAUGGCAAAGUUACUGGCCAGCCGAGCAGUAAAACUAGCUAUGUUGUCCUUGGAGAAGAUGCCGGACCAAGCAAACUUGCCAAGAUCAAGGCCCACGGCAUCAAGACGAUUAAUGAAGAGGGCCUGUUCGAGUUGAUCAGGCGUCUCCCCGCCCACGGUGGCACUGGAAAAGGUGCCGAGAAGGCGCGGCAGAAGAAGCAGGAAGAGGAGGCAAAGGCUAAGAAGCAGGCCCUUGAGAUGGAGCGUGAGGAGAAGGCUCGCCAGGCCGAAGCUGAGAAGGCUGCCAAGGCCUCUGCCGCCGCUCGGGGCAUUGCGGCCCCAAGCCAACCGCAGACGACCGCUCAGCUCUGGACCAGCAAAUACGCCCCGGCGCAAUUAUCUCAUAUCUGCGGCAACAAAUCUCAAGUGGAGAAGAUACAAAAUUGGCUUAUCAACUGGCCAAAGGCCAAGAAGUACGACUUCCAAAGGCGUGGUGCUGAUGGAAUGGGAGGCACCCGUGCCAUUAUCAUCUCUGGACCACCUGGCAUUGGCAAGACAACAGCCGCUCACCUUGCAGCGAAGCUUGCCGGAUACGAUAUACUCGAAAGCAAUGCAAGUGAUACUCGAAGCAAGCGACUCGUUGAAGAGGAGUUUAGCGAGGUCAUGGACAACAGUUCUCUUCGUGGGUACUUCGCUGCCGAGGGCCAAAAGGUUGAUGUCGAGAAGAAGAAGAUCGUCAUCAUCAUGGAUGAGGUGGACGGCAUGUCGGCCGGCGACCGUGGAGGUAUCGCGACGCUUGCCAAGUUCUGCAAGAAGACCGAUGUUCCCUUGAUUUUGAUCUGCAACGAGCGUCGUCUCCCGAAAAUGAAGCCAUUUGACCACGUCGCCCAGGAUAUCAGGUUCCAGCGUCCCACAGUUGAUCAAAUCCGAUCACGGGUGAUGACAAUCUGCCACAGGGAGGGUCUCAAGUUGUCUCCUCAAGUGAUCAACGCUCUCAUUGAGGGCUGCAACAAGGAUAUACGGCAGAUCAUCAACAUGCUCUCGACCAUCCGGUUGGACCAGAGUUCUCUCGAUUUCGACCAGACGAAGUCGAUGACCAAGGCGUGGCAGAAGCACGUUAUCCUCAAGCCCUGGGAUAUCUGCCAGAAACUGCUAGGCGGGGGGUUGUUUGCGCCGUCGAGCACGUCGACUUUGAACGACAAGAUUGAGCUGUACUUUAACGAUCACGAGUUCAGCUUCCUGAUGAUCCAAGAGAAUUAUCUCAAGACCAGACCAGCCCUUCUUAAUGGCAAGAACUACUCGCCUCGAGAGGCUAGGCUGAAGGCCCUUGAAUUAGCCGAUAAAGCCGCAGAGAGUAUCAGCGACGGCGACCUGGUCGACCGUAUGAUCCACGGCCCUCAACAACAGUGGAGCCUCAUGCCUGCCCACGCCGUCUUCAGUACCGUGAGACCCGCCAGCUUCAUGUGGGGUCAGCUCCUCGACAGUUCCUUCACGUCCUGGCUUGGAAAUAACAGCAAAUACGGCAAGCUGAGUCGAUAUGUGCGUGAGAUACAUAGCCACAUGCGGCUCAAGGCAUCUGGCGACCACACGGAAGUACGGCAGCAGUAUCUACCUGUGCUAUGGAACCAGAUCAUCAAGCGUCUGGCUGUGGAUGGGAAAGAUGCUGUGGAGGAUGUCAUCGAGCUUAUGGACAGUUACUUCUUGACUCGGGAAGACAUUGAUGCCAUGACGGAGCUGGGUCUUGGUCCCCAGGAAGAACGGCCUGGAAUGAUUGAGACACAAACGAAGCAGUACUUCACCAGAACAUACAACGCCAUGAACCACCCGCUACCGUUUAUGAAGGCAAGCAACGUGAUAGCGCCAAAGAAGUCUGCCAAGGAAGUCCCCGAUCUGGAGGAGGCUAUCGAGGAGGAAGACGAAGGCGAGAUUGCAGAACUGGAAGUUGCCGACGAAGGUUCCGAUGAUCUUGACCUAAAGGCAGACAAGUACAUUAAGCAGCCCAAGGCCAAGGCAAAGAAACCAGCCAAGAAGGCGAAGGCCUCUAAGGCUGACGACGCCGACGAUGACGACGUUAAACCGAAGGCACGAGGGAAGAAGGCUACAGCCACGAAGAGCAAGAGCAAGAGCAAGAAAUGA